AUGAAGGGUCUUCAUCUCCACCUCUUCCUAGUCACCAUGACGGUCGUUGCGUACAUCUCGGCGGCUACACCGGCGGCUCCUGCGGUGGGAGGACCUUUGGCGGAUAAAUGCAGCAAAGAUAUUCAACAAGUGACUUUGUGUUUGGAUUUCGCGACCGGGAAGGCACCGACUCCGUCUAAGAAGUGUUGUGACGCUGUGGAAGACAUAAAAGAGAAAGAUCCAGAGUGUUUGUGUUAUGUGAUACAACAAGCCAAGUCAGGAGGACAAGCGAUGAAGGAUUUUGGUAUCCAAGAAGGCAAACUUAUUCAACUUCCUUCUUCUUGUCAGCUCCACAACGCUAGCAUCUCCAACUGCCCAAAACUUCUUGGGAUUUCGCCGAGCUCGCCAGACGCAGCCGUAUUCACAAACAAUUCCACUUCAGCAACAACACCGACUGCUCCGGCAGGGAAGUCUCCAGCAACUCCAGCGACGUCUGCGGAUAAGGGAGGAUCAGCUUCCAUAAGAGAUGGUCACGCCUUCGUGGCUCUAGCCGUGGCUUUGAUCGCCGUCUCCUUCAUCUCGACCUUGCCUUGGAUGGGUUUGGCCUAA
Messenger RNA from Thlaspi arvense, 588 nucleotides. The record is from the annotation of a GenBank genome assembly. Lineage: Eukaryota; Viridiplantae; Streptophyta; Magnoliopsida; Brassicales; Brassicaceae.